Messenger RNA from Penicillium verhagenii, 1350 nucleotides. Its product is annotated as putative erythromycin esterase. The record is from RefSeq and is a predicted model, not a curated record. The transcript has a single exon. Bases 1 to 1350 code for a protein of 449 amino acids. Lineage: Eukaryota; Fungi; Ascomycota; Eurotiomycetes; Eurotiales; Aspergillaceae. Gene Ontology annotation, biological process: response to antibiotic.
AUGUCACAACUUCAAGAACUAUUCAAUCGGGCCAUAGAGCCACUCCCAGCAAUCACCGAUAAGAACUUCGCAUCUCACUUCGACGCCUAUCGCGAUGUGCAAAUUUUACUUCUAGGCGAUGGCAGCCAUGGUACAUCCGAGUUUUACCACGCGCGGGCCGAAAUCACAAAAAGAUACAUCAUGGAACAUGGCUUCACGAUGGUUGCCGUUGAGGCCGAUUGGCCCGAUGCCGAAGCCAUUGACCGAUAUGUUCGCAUGCGGGAAGGUCCCAAAGCGCCGCUUGGCCGUACAGAUGAUGGAUUCGAGCCAUUCAAACGUUUCCCGACCUGGAUGUGGCGCAAUCGUGAAAUGCAAGAUCUGGUGGAAUGGAUACGCAAUUGGAACAAGGAUCUUCCCCCAAACAUGCGAGUUGGAUUCUACGGCCUGGAUCUAUAUAGUAUGGGCACAUCGAUGCGAGCUGUGAUUGAGUAUCUUGACCGGGUAGACCCGGCAGCAGGUAAACAAGCACGAAAAAAUUAUGGGUGUCUUAUGCCGUGGAUGGAGGAUCCAAUUGAAUAUGGCUUGGCUUCCUUGCAUGGACUGGAGGGUUGUGAACGUGAGGUGAUGCUGAUUCUGCGGGGUCUAUUGGAGAAACGGCUUCGGUACAUUGGAGAAAGAUGUGAAGAUCGCGAUGAAUAUCACAGCGGGAAACAGAAUGCCUAUCUUGUACGCGAUGCCGAGAAAUAUUAUAAGGCAAUGUUCUGGAGUGAGGCCAGCUCAUGGACCUUGAGAGACAGCCACAUGUUCGACACCCUGGUACGGAUAAUGCAGCACCGCCCACCGCCAGCUAACAAAGCUAUUGUGUGGGCUCAUAAUUCACAUGUUGGAGAUGCCCGCUAUACAAGCAUGGGAAUGCGUCGCAACGAACUCAACAUCGGCCAAUUGUGCAAAGAGAAAUUCGGUCGAGAUAAUGUCGCUAUUAUUGGCUGCGGUACCCACACCGGUACCGUCGCUGCAGCUCAUGACUGGGAUGACGACAUGAAAAUCAUGGAUGUUCUACCCUCGAGAGAUGACAGUUGGGAAAUAAUCGCUCAUGAUACUGGUGUACCGAGCUUUCUUCUCGAGCUCCGACGACCCUACUUAGAUCCUACUCUCCGCGCCGCUCUUGCUCGUGAGAAGCGUCUCCAGCGUUUUAUCGGUGUGAUUUACAGACCAGAGACAGAAAGAGCAUCUCAUUACUCUCACGCCAUUAUUCAUAGACAGUUUGAUGGAUAUGUUUGGUUCGAUCAGACAGAGGCCGUGAAGCCUUUGGAGGUUAUCCAGCCCAAAACAGCCCUUGGAAAGGAGGAAACCUAUCCAUUUGGCCUUUAA